AUGGUCCUGCACAGAGGAAUACAUGGCGACGGUGUCAUAGCCGCUGCUGUGACAGGCGGAUACUAUAUGGAUACGGACAUUGGAGCGAGUGGAGGUGGGGUUAUGCUUAAGUCACAGAGUAUAUGGUGGGGAAAGGGAAUUGCCGGUCGCACUGCCGUGAAAUGUGUGGAGCUUCAUCAAGCAUGA
Paracoccidioides lutzii Pb01 is the source of this 186-nucleotide messenger RNA. RefSeq lists its product as hypothetical. The coding region runs from base 1 to 186 and encodes 61 amino acids. The record is from RefSeq and is a predicted model, not a curated record. The transcript has a single exon.